Molecule: messenger RNA, 1550 nt
Organism: Cladocopium goreaui
Lineage: Eukaryota; Dinophyceae; Suessiales; Symbiodiniaceae
Source: the annotation of a GenBank genome assembly
GCGAGUCAACUUCUUUCGGCGCUUUUCUGCGCCCAAACUCUGAGGACAUGACAGAAACGUCGCCUGGUGCUGAUGAAGAGCUUCGGACUUGGCGCAUUCGUGCGCUGCAGGCUGAGGCUGAGGUUCGUUCAUUGAAGCGUACCAGGCCUCUGCAGGGUGAGUCCGAGACGAGCCGUCCCGCGGAUACGCGAAGAGAGACUUCUCGUGUGGACUUUGGCAUGCAAACCGAGCUCGUUGAAACUGUGGACGAGUUCCAUGCCGAAGCCCGUGAGAGGUUAAGGAGUUCGCCUGUCGGCUCAGACUCGUCUCCCCUGUCGGAAAUCGAAGAGUUGAGACAACAGUUGAAGCAAAGAGACACGGCCAUUGUGCAGCUGCAGGCUGACAGCCAUCGCGAGCACCAGUCGAAGCAGCGCAAAGCCGUGGAGCAACAGCAAAUGUACCUCGAAGAGCUCCGCGAAAUGACUCAGCGCGCUGAAUCCCUCAUGGAUCAACUGCGCAAGUCGAAGAAGAGCGGAAGAGAGCUGCAAGCGGCACGCGAGGCGGCCCGGGACGAGUUCCUGACGGCGCGCUGCGAACUGCAGGAGUGUCAGGCGCAGCUUCGAAGACAAGUCUUUGUUCCAUCCCAAAGUACUGAGCCAUCUGCUGGACGCGAGGAAGCAGAGGCAGCGCUUGGAGACUCCGCAGGUGAAGCACUGGAUCCCUGGAGAGGACAAGCCAAAGUCGUGCAAUCCUUUGGUACUCUGCGAAAGCUUCACUCUGAUCUUUCCAAAGAGUUGCAGAGCCACUCGACCAGCCGAGGAGGCAAACCGACCGAAGACGCCGUCUCGAGAAUUCUCCAGCAGAUGGACAAGGCGUUGCUGGAUGGGCCGCCUGCCGAUGGCAGCCGUGCGCUUGGCGCCUCUUUGAGACUUCCACCGUCCAGUCCUGAAGCUGAGAGGCCGGUACCGGAGGGAAAUCAGCUCAAGAUAACUUCUUCAGCCACUUCAGCAGCUUCUCCACAAGACCAAAAAGAUUCUGAUGAGGUGCUGCUUCUGAAGUUGGAUGUGAACGCCGUGCGCGUGGCGGCAGAACUGGAGAAGGAGAAAUUGAUCUCGGAGCAUUGUGACCAAUUGGACGAUUUGGUCAAGCAACACGACAAGGAGCGGCGCAAACUGCAGAAUGAGUUGACCGAGCUUCGCUCCAAGCAACUGUGCAGUGAGGCUCGGGAGAAGCCGUUGCAGGAGAUCCGAGCGCACUUCGAGAAGCAGGUCGCUGAGGUGAAAUACGGCUUGGUGGCGCAGAUUGCGGACAUCCAUGAGCAAAAACGGAUGCAGAAUGGACAAGCGGAGCAGGAAAUGGCACUUUUGAAGAAGGACUUGGAAAGGUGUCAGGCUGAACUGGCGGCGAGCCAACAGGAGCUCCGCAAACUAGUGCUGCUCUACGAGAAGGAACAACAAGAACUACAAGACCUGCGGCAACAGCACAGCUCCGGCGAUUCCAAGACAUUGAUUCUGGGAGAAAGCACGGGAUGACGUCGAUGACGUGUCAAAAACCUGGGAUACUUACAGGUA